Messenger RNA from Darwinula stevensoni, 660 nucleotides. The record is from the annotation of a GenBank genome assembly. Lineage: Eukaryota; Metazoa; Arthropoda; Ostracoda; Podocopida; Darwinulidae.
GCUGGCUCACGCGCGAAAAUCACAGUGCUGUCUCACGACAAACGGGUUGACCCUAUUGGCACCUGUGUCGGCGUGCGUGGCACGCGUGUCAAUGCGGUGACCACCGAACUCGGUGGCGAGCGCGUAGAUAUCGUUUUGUGGAGCGAAGAUCCAGCGCAGUUUGUGAUUGGCGCUUUAGCACCAGCAAACGUAUCUUCCAUUGUUGUUGAUGAAGAGCGCCAUGCCAUGGACGUCGUUUGUGACGAAGAAAAUCUGGCGCUGGCAAUUGGUCGUGGUGGUCAAAAUGUGCGUUUGGCUUCUGAACUGACUGGUUGGAAAAUUAACAUUUUGGAUGCAGCUGAAUCAGCUGAAAAAACUGCCAAUGAAACAGAUGCCAGCCGCAAAUUGUUAAUGGAAAAAUUGGAUGUUGAUGAAGACAUUGCCGAUAUCCUGAUCUCGGAAGGUUUCACCAGCCUGGAAGAAGUCGCUUAUGUGCCUUUACAAGAAAUGCUCGAGAUUGAAAGCUUUGAUGAAGACACUGUGAAUGAGUUGCGUACACGAGCUAAAGACGCCUUGUUAACAAUGGAGAUUGCCAAAGAAGAAAAUGUUGAAGAGGCAUCACAAGACUUGCGCGAUUUAGAAGGUUUAACGCCGACAUUGAUCAGCAAAUUAGCUGAUGGC